Molecule: messenger RNA, 1257 nt
Organism: Klebsormidium nitens
Lineage: Eukaryota; Viridiplantae; Streptophyta; Klebsormidiophyceae; Klebsormidiales; Klebsormidiaceae
Source: the annotation of a GenBank genome assembly
AUGGUCAUAGACCAAACCCUGCGGAAGGAAAUUAGGGGGCCCAAACCCUGCGUGACGCAAUACCUGGACGACACUCUGCUCUACUCCGACGACUUCGCAGAGCACCUUUCGGCGCUGGACAACGUUCUGACACAGCUGGAGGCCAUCGACCUUAAGCUUUUCAAGUGCCACUUCGGUGCCAGCGAAACGGAGCAUCUCGGGCACCUGACCCGGCGCAAUCAACUCUUGCCCACGCCGGAGAAGGUCCGCGCAAUCAGAGAUUGGUACGAACCGAUCAACCCUACGGAAAUCAAAAGUUUCCUAGAGAUGUUGGGCUACUACAGGAUCUCCGUUCCCAUGCAGGUUCCCACAGCUGGCAAAGCCGCUUACGAGUUGACGAAGAUCGGAGUCCCCUUUGACUGGGGUCCGCAUCAGGCGGAGAGCUUUAAGCUCCUCAAACAGGCCCUGAUUGAUGCGCAGGCAUUCACUCGGCCAGACUUCGCUAAGCCGUUCAAGCCGUUCCUUCCGGACACGGAUUAUAGCAAACUUGUACGGGUCGACCACAACCCCCUCGUAUGGCUCCACCAACAGACCGGACUCACAGGGCGCCUCGCCCGCUGGCAUUGUAAGCUGCUGGAGUUUAACUUCACAGUUAUCUCCCACCCGGGUCGGCUCCACUCAAAUGUGGACCCCCUCUCCCGCAACCUGGUGGCAACACUACUCUGGGACCAGGACGAAGACCCCGACGAGCUCCCCAGCUAUGCAACAUCGGAUUCCGAAUACCCACCCUCCCUCCCUCAGGUUUCUCUAUGCGAAGUACCCACGGAAACUCCGGCCUGGGCGCCCACGGUUUUGGAUCAAGAAAAAAUGGUGGAACAGCUGACAAGAGACAUGGAUAGGCAUCUUGGUUGGGACGCACAACAAAUCCUGGAGGCAGCAACACGCGAAGGUGAAGCGGAACUUCCGAAGACUAAGGGUUUCGAUGCCGACGUUCCGCAGGUCUUGAUCAGGCGCAGGAACUUUAUGCGCAACGGGGUACUGAAUACCCCUUUGGCAGAGAACACUCUGGUGGAAAGAGUGGCCAUAACAAUCCUCACCAGCUGCCCGACCGCGGACCCCGAGGGGGUACUAAGCGAGGCCAAAAAGGCCAUCCUGAACAUGCAGCAAGAUUGCAGGGAGAACGUGGUUGUAGCUGUACGAGAGAACCUCUUAGCCAGGGAGGGCCAGAAUCCUAGCGAGGGGAUUAAGGUCAACCCGGAUGAGGCCAGUGCUGCCUAG